GGACAUUUACAAUCUUCAUUAAAUUCGGGCAAAUAGUCUCCCUAGCAGAAUUGGAAUGGGGUACUGCGAGAGAUUCCGAAACGUAACGAGAAUAUCCGUAACUCGUUGCUGCGCAUAGCAUAUUUUCAGGAAUGCGGUAACGCAACUAACUAAACACAACAACGGGACGGGACGUCUACUACCGCCAUUUUGAUAAUGCGCAGAAAGAAAACAUGUUGAUUAUCUUUGCAACUCAGAAGAAAGGAUUGGGAUAGAAAGUUAAUUGUACAUGGAUGUUCAGCGUGAAAAAUGACAGACCCGAAAGUACCAGGAAAAGCGAUCCCCGCCCUACCCAAGAUCAAGCGGCAGAGUAACAAAGGUGGCCUGCGUAACGUGGACAGCAAUAGCAGAGAUGCCAAGGAAGUGACGUUGACAAUAGAACGCUCUAGUCUUGACCUGACAUACAACUCUCCAUGGCGACCCAAAGCAAUCCAGAUGGUGGUCAACAAGGAAUUAGAUUCUCAAUACAGGGAGAAGAAGGCGGCGAUGAAGGAGGAGGGCCGGCCGGCUAGGGAGCUCCAGGACCACUUCGCUUUUAUUUUAGUGAAAGAUCCAUCAGUCAUGACUAAAAUUGCACAGGAAGGCGUCAAGACCAAAGCCAUAGCAUUCAACGCUUUAGGGAACAGUAAGCUUGGGAUUUACGUGUGUAAACACGCAGACGUUCAGCUGAAGCUUGCAGAGUCCUGGAGAGUCAACCGGUGUCAUCUCAUUGUAUGCAAGGUGAUGUAUGGAAAGUGUAAACUGGUGACAGCUCAGAGUCAGGCUGGUGCCGAAAUGGAACCUACACCAAAUUUUGAUUGCCAUGUUUCCCAGGAGAAAGCAAAUCCUAACGACCCAUAUAGUCUUCAGAUCAUGAAGUCCAUGGUGUACAUGUAUGAGUACAAUGAAGACUGUGAAACAAUUGAUAGACCAAAACACUGUGUUCCCUAUGCAUUUGUAGUAUAUGAAAAAUCUAAUGAAAGAAAAACUAGUUCUGACUCCAAGGCACCACAGUGGACUACUAAAACAAAAUCACAGACAAGUUCCCGUCCAACAUCAGGCGGAAACGAGGCUCGAAGGAAAUCCAAUAGGGAGGCUUUUGAGAAAAGAGUUGCAGGGUUAUACCCUGCCCCGCAAUUUCCUCAGUUGUAUAUUCCACCAGUGGAAAACCAGAUGAUGGGUCAACAGGGAUUAGUUUCGUUACCAGUUAGGUCUCCAGUAUAUAGUGUCUAUCAAACCAGGCAAGAUCCUAGGGUGAGAAUUGCGAGUCAGGACAGUGAUGACUCUGCACGGAUGAAACCUGAGGAAGAACAAAAUAUUACACCGUAUAGUCCUGGUGGAAUUCAUGUAGAAAAUGGGGAAGAACGUAUACCUACACCCGAGAGGGAAUUGGAGGACAGCAUCAUUAAAGCAUCUUUCCGAAAAGACGCCCAGUCUGCUGAACCUUCUGAAACUAUCGAAGAAAAAGGGGAAGUUGAUUUGUCCAUGUUGAAUGUAAAUUCUGACCAGCUUGAAGCUGUUGUGAAACACUUAGAAGCUGUGUUAAGAAAGAAACAGGAAGAAUUAUUAAUGAGAGAGAGAAUGGCGCACGAUAACCAUAAUCACGAAUCUCUACCAGACAAUGAACAAGUUUCCCAGAUACAAGAUGUUGAUGAAAGAAUAGCUCUUCAACGGCCCAAUACUAAGGAUAGCUAUAUUGUUAACGAAAUGGGAGACAUAGAUGAAAGAGUGAGAACCAGCUCGCUCAUACAGAAUAACUCUUGGAAUAGAAAUUUUUCCAGUGUUUUUGGAUUUGAUCCCAGAAGUAUUCCAUUUCCAAAGCCAAAGGUAGAACUACCAAUACACGAGGAAAGUACUAAACACAGUACUGACAUAAUACAAGAAGUUCCAAUGGAUAUUGACUCGGACAGUGAAAGCAAUCCUAUUAAAAGUACACUCCAAACAAAUACAAAUGAACUAUCUCCAAAAGGAAAGAAAUUAGGAAGAAAAGUAUCACUAUCAGAUUACAAAGCACGCAGAAAACAGGUGUCUCCUAUCAGAUCUAAAGUGAAUGAAGUAAUAGCAAAAAAUAAAAAUAUUAGCAACAUAAAUGAUCAAAGCUUACUUUCUCUACCUCCUCAUGUAGUGGUUUCAUCGUAUUCACAGUACCUAACAGAGGAACAAGCGAUGUCAUUUCAACAGUCUUAUCCACAUGAUCGUAGUAGAUCAGCAGACAAUGUUCACUUGCGAACUCCAGAUGUCUCAACGAGUCAACAAAUCUCAAAUACUAUGCACAACCCGCAAUCUUCGGGCUACUCCCCAAGAGCGUCAUCCAGUCAGAUUACCAGCAGCUUUCUAAAAUCUCCCAAUGCGAGUCUCUCUCCAGCUUCAGCAAGCAGUACGCAUUAUGGAUUUUUUCAAAGAUCUCCUACGGGCAAUUCUCCUGGCGCGUCAUCGAACCAACCAAUUGGAAGUAUUCUACAGAAAGUGAAUGUGGAUAUUUCCAACAUUAAAAGCAUUCUGCAAAGUAUAGCUGCAUCACCAACGUCAACACCGGCAUCAAGCCCAGAGAAAAAUAUUUGGUCAUCGGCACAUGAAGACGUUCCAUGGCUACAAUUGAAAGAGGUAAAACAACAACUUUCUUAUGAAGAGGAGCAAGCAGGGUUAAGAUAUGAUGCCUACAAUUUGAAAACAGCAAAGACAGAGAUACCCUUAGAGGACGAUGAUGAUGCUGAUUAUACUUCACUUAUUUCAAAAAUUAAGAAUCUACAGCACGAGAUUGAUCAAAUUAAAAAGGAUAAGAAGUCAAGGAAUGCUGAAUGGCCUAGUCCACUGAAAGAUGCGAAAGAACUCGUCGAUAAAAAGUUGGAGAACAACAAACACGAAAUACCCUCGGUAAGCAGAGGCGCAGAUUUACUCCAAGAUCUUGAAUAUUUCCAAGAAGAAAAGGAACAACAUGACGAACCUGAGAAAACAAGCGAUGAUGUUAAAGACUUAAAUGUAAGUGAUGUAAAAAUUCCAGGACUUGGAUUUUUUGAUGAAAGCCCAGAGAAAACCAUAAGUGCAACAAACGAGAAGUUGAAACCAGAUGUCGAGAUAAUCGACCUCUGUGAUGAUGACAUCAAUGCACAGCAUAGCAAACAACGGGAGGAUGCGGAAAUCGUGGAGGUAUCGGACAAUCCUGAUAGUGAUGAUAAUUGUCUUGUAAUAUGUGAUCAUCCAGCAGAGGAAGACCAUGAAUCAAGCAAGCUAGGAUCAGAUAGUUUUAGCAAAGAUCCCCUCAGCAAUGUUGAUGAAACUGCAAAAUGUAGUGAUAAAAAAGGUCUUCAAGUUGAAGAACACAAUUUUCAAGUCCCACUGGAUAUGUCUUCUCCAAUAAAACAUCCAGGGAACAGUGUAGUGGACAGGAACUCGGAUACUGACAAAGACAUUGGCUAUAUUUCAUGUGAAGGUUCGUACUCAUCGGAGAUUGAAAUUUCUCCCAAGAAACCAAAAAUAUUUCCAUUAAAUCCUCCAAACAGAGAUUCAAAGGAGGAGAAUGGGAGAACUUCGUCAAACAUGUUGGAUAUCAAGCCUGAAGAAAAUAGCACAGUAAUUCAAAUUAAGGAAACAGCCAAGUUAUCAACCACAAACCCUAUGGACACGUUAAAAAAUACUAAUUCAACGAGUAUAGCAAGAUCUGACGAAACGAAAAAGAAAGCCCAAAGAGCCAAAAUGAAAGCAUACAUUUUGAAAAAGAACAGAGGCAUGAUUGGGUAUACAAAAAAGAGGAAGCGAAAGAAAAAAGCUACAGAUAUGGAUGACUUUGUUAGCACAACUUCCUCAGACCUCCUUGACAUCAGCGAAUCUUUGAGUGUAGAUAGAUUUUCUGGGGCAAUGUCUUCAAAUACAAGAAUGUCCUCGCCCAUGGAGUUUAUUCCUAAGCUGAACACGUUAUUUAAUGACUUGGGAGUGAAACAUUGGACUGAUGGUUUGAAGAUCAAAGAACUACAACCAGUUGUUUACCUAAGACGGUGUGAUGAUCCAAAAUCUGCAACAGACCAGCCUCUGACAAGAAAGAGACUAGAAACACAGACAUCAGAGAAUUUGCCAGAUGUAGAUAGUCGAUUCCCUCAGCACAAAGAUGACAGAGUUAAGGAGUGGAUUGAGGGAACAAGAAAGAAAAUAAAACUGACUCUGAAAGAUCCGCAAAACAAAGAGGAAGUAAAUGCACAGAGCAUUCUUGUUCUUCCGUCUGCAGAGAAGAAUGUUCCAACGCUACAGAGCAUUCCUGUUCUUCCGUCUGCAGAGAAGAAUGUUCCAACGCCUAUAACAGUGAAACCCGUACAAGAGAGAAUAUGCGUACCUAAUUCCAAUGAGUUAAAUGAAAUAAAAACUGAACAACCAGAACGUUUUAGCCAAAUAAAAACGGAAUCUUCCUCGACCUUAGGCACAUCGAUGGCAAAUACCAUAGUAAAAAAUGAACAAAAAGCAACUCAAGGACAACAUAGAGACCCAUCUCCAAUCACAGUUAUUUGCUCCAAGCCUUCAGUUUUGCCACAAAUGAAGAUGCCGUCUCCUACUGUUACUUCUACACAAUCCCAAAGUCAAUUUAAACCGCUAAAUGUGGUUUCAAGUUCUCAGCCAGCUUCUUCGAGACAAGACCUGUUGAUUCCGCGAAUUGUUAAACUUUCUACUAGUUCCCCAGUGUCACAACUUCCUCUCACUACUAUAAAAUCCGAGACAGUUAUUCAGCAAUCAACAGCCAACUCAAUGUCAGAAACAUUCACUAGUCCCUCUCAACCACCUCCUCAUCAGAAUGUCAACCUACUGACUAAAUCAUACUUUAGCAAACUUACAAGUCAAACAGGAUCAUCUUGGCCUCAUCAUAUUGUAAAUCCCAUUUCAGCUGUACAACAAAGACUGCCUGUUCCACUUCCUGCAGCAGGUAUUCAUCAGAGUUUGACAAGCUUUCGUGCUCCCUAUUUACCGUCUGCAGGUCAUAUCACUUUGACUACAACAGCUAUCCCACAAGUGCAACCGCUAGUUAUUAAUACGCAAUCAACCGUAAAUAACGUUCAAUCUUUAGUAAAUACACGUGAGAGCACCAUAUUAGUUAUUCCUCAGAAUGUUCAAGUGCGAACUGUUGACCCGAGAAACUUUGUUCAAGUAUCAACAACGUAUGGCACUAAUCUGAACUAUCCUCCACCAUAUACGCACACGUCGACGUCUCCGCAUCCAUUCCCUGGCCAACGAUUUCAAAGUCCGAUCACACAAUCUUUAUACCAGGGUGUUUAUCACCCGACGCAAUCGUCAACCCAAAAUCUUCAACCAAGUGUUCAGAGACCUCCAUAUUCAAAUCAACCUCAUCUACAGCAUUUGCACCCGGGAACAUUUCAACAUAAUCAUCCAGUAAUUCCACCUUCACCUGAGCAAGGAAUGCCGGGUCAUCUUAUUCUUCAGGGUGUACAGCCACCUCCUCCCCAAGUCAUACCACCUCAACCCGUUCAUCAAAACUUGCAACCCUACACUAAUCUACCAAAUAAUCAAGCCCCCACGGCAUCUACAUCUGCAAAUUUCAGUACUAAUAAUGAGAAUGCGGUCAUAAAAAAGAAAUCAACAGAUGUAAUGGACUGGUUUGCCGAGAAAUUCGUACCAAAGAAGCAUGUGAAAGAAAGUGGAUCAAAUAGCUACCAUGAUACGUAUCCUGACUCUGAUUCUAGACGUUCACGGAGAUCAAGAUCUCGAAGUCCAACUGACUCUUACUGCGAAUCGUCGCAAUCUCCAAAUCUACGGAAGAAAAGAUCUGAUUCUUUUUUAGUACAUGGCUGCCAGCUGCAAGGAGCUGGCAGAAAUGAAUUAAAUAUAAAAACCAAAGAUGCACACGAGUUAUCCCCGAGGAGAAAAAGUAAGUCCCCAGAAGGAGUGUGUUCACCUCUGGGCGAGGAAAGACGAGAUGCACUGGAUGAAAGGAAUCAAUCACUGGAAACACAGACUUCUACGAAUACGCAAAGAAUUACGACUGGUAGUAUUGUAAAUUGGAGGGAACGAGUACAAGAAAAUACCAAAGAGACAGAAUGCUCCGGUAGUAUUUUCGAAGAAACGUUUGGUGAUGACAAAUCAAAACCAGCAUUCAGAAAUACCUUCAAGCUUUUAACAAACAAUGUGUGUCAGCCAGAAAGAGAAAUAGCUGACACUCCAGCGAGUCCAGACAAUGAUAAUCCAAAUAUAUCCUUUGAAACUCCUGCAAGUCCAGAACAAGAAACACCAGCAAGUCCAGAUCACAAUGUAUCAGAAAUCCCGCAAAUAUCUUUCGACAUCAUUGAUGUGAGCGAAAGCCCCGACAGACCAACAGAUGACGAAAAGAGUGAUCUGUUAGAUUCUUCAAUUGAUGGACUUGCACGUAAACGAGAAUUUCUCAGAAGACAGUUAGACGAUUUAAGGUCCAGCUCGGGUUCGCCACGGGUGAGCAGGAAUGUUGAGUUAAAAUCGCACGAUUUGAUAGAGAUAUCUGAUGAAGAGUUGGAAGAAGGAGAAAUAGCUGAUGAAGGUAUGGAAGGUAAAGGGAAAGGAAGUAGGUCUACACAAAGUGGUAGGAGAGUUGUAGCAGUUCGUGAAACCGACGAUACCAAAGACAAGGUUAUAGGCAAAUAUCAUAAGGGACUUAGUGUGACAGUGAAAUCUAAAGGAAAAUCAAAUCAUGUAGAGAAAAAAGAAGUUAUGGAUACUUGCAGAGACAAUGGGAAAGAAAAGGAAAGAAAGAGUAAAAGAGAAAGAAGCUGGUCUUCUGACGAUAGCGAUCAUAGAACAGACAAAAAAUGUUCAGAUAGGCCCAAAGAUUAUCAUAGAGUGUCAAGAAAAGAUCAGAAUUCACGUGAUCAUGAAUCGCGGCGAAUUAAAUCAAGAGGUCGAAGUUCAAGCACUGAUAGACAUAAGAAACGACGUCGCAGUUCUAGCACCAGUAGGCAUUAUAAGUCACGUGAUCGGAGUUUCAAUAGUGACAGGUGGUACAAAUCACAUGGUCGGAGUUCAAGUAGCGGCAGGCGAUACAGAUCACGUGAUCGGAGUUCAAGUAGUGAUAGACGGUACAGAUCACGUGGUCGGAGCUCAAGUAGUGAUCGAAAGUGUAGAUCACGUGGUCGUAGUUCAAGCAGUGAUAGGAGAUAUGAAUCACAUGGUCCCUGUUCCAGUAAAGAGAGACGCCAAGACAAAUACAGGAAACCCAGUAGAUACGUAUAUAAAGUGCAUGAUAGUGAUUCUAGCGAGGACUCUUCAAAAACGAAGAUGAGUGGAGGAAAAUUUCGGGGAUCAGGAGGUUAUGGCGAAUCCCACAAAGAGGAUGAGAAAUCGGCUGAAAUGAAUAGAAUUCCGUCUAAAAAAAAACACAACACGUCAACUGUCGCAAAUGCUUGGUCAGAGAUGUUACGACAAAACCCUACAAAUAUUGAGGUAAUUAAGGGCAACAAAGAAAAAACAGAAAUAUCCAAAUCCAAUGAGGAUGAUUUGAACGUUUAUAAAGAGUUGAAAGAGUACAUCACAUUGAAAAAUAGUCAAGUGUCAUCAACCAACUUAAAAGGAAACAGACAAAAUGACGUGUCGGAAGAAUCCAAAGCAGCUAAAGGGUUUGUACAAGUUAUUCGAAAUACGACAUCUCUAGAGACUUUGAAAUCCUGGGCAAUUCGAGAAUUUAAAUUCAAAUCAGAAUCUGAAUUUGAUAAGAUUGUUCCUAAAAUUACUGUUGAUAUGGAUCGUGAAAUAGCACAACUAUCGAAGUGUCAAAGGAAAUCAGCGAAAUCUAAGUUACGAAAAGAAAUCGAGAUAGCUAUGGAAACAUUGCGAAUAGAAAAUCUUAAUGCUAGCCAGUCAUCCCCUGUCGCUUCAGCGGAAAGUAUUAUCAACGACGACAAAAGUGUAUUAGAGAUCAGACCUUUUGAACCCUUAAAUUUUACCAAACUUUUGAUAGAGAAAGAGCUGGAGAUAGUUCGGGAUCAUUUAAAGAGACUGUGGCAUUCCACACAAGAACUUAUUGAUGAUAACCCUCGUGCACGGAAGUCAGGGGCGUCAACAUUAGAUAACGGCAUUCAUUUAUUUUCUAUCAGACAGGACAUGCAACAAAUAGAAACAGACCUAGUUCAAAGAAUCUCUACAUACGGAGCUCAUUUCGGUGUCCCAAAUCGUCGAGUGCCAAAUGAGUUGCUGACUUUUGAAGAAAAGAACGGCCAUUUCUCAGAGGAAAGCUUAGUUUUAGUAUUGUCCGGUUAUAUCCCAUCAAAGGCUUUCCAGAAACUUUCAUCGCUUCGGGAGAAAUUGGAAAAUUCGAAGAAGGAAAUUGCUCAUGCUGGAUCAAUACAAAAUAAAGAACAAUUGCAAAGGCUGAAAGUUGGGAAGGAAGAAAUUCACAGGGCCAGAAAAGCCAUGAUGUUGUCUUUCACUGGACCACUAUCCAAGAAACGGAUUCAAAAGAUUAAAACGAAGGCGAAAUGUUAUAGAAACUGCAUAGACUACUUUAAGAAGGAGUUGGGUGAAUUUGAUGCAGAGUCUCGUCUUAAAUAUCUAAUGAUAUCCCUGCAGGAUCUGGAUAAACACUACAAUUUGUUAACUCAGUUACAGGAUGAGCAAGAAAAACAGAAACAUGAGGAGAUUAGUCAAGACAUUCACCUGAAAAGGAGGAGAGUAAUGGUGGACAAGUUUCACGAGAACUUUAGAUUUGUCGACAACCAGCUGAACAGCAUGUAUGCCAAAUACCAGCACACGCAUCCGCACGUGUGCGUCGCCAUUACGGAUGUUUCUAAAAAGAUUAAGGAAGCUUUGACCUUAAUAGAUGCAGAAAAAGAUUCCAAGAAUAUCUCUGUGACUACUGUUGCCCAGUUAGAACAAAUUCUUAAAUCAUGUCUAUCAGGCUACGAAAACGUUAAACAACAAAUAGUUGACCUUGAAGUGAGUAUUCGGUCGCAGUGAACGGAAUGCUAUGCUAUUUUUCUGCCUGAUAUUUUAGAUAAUUAUGUGUAGCAUGUAGUGAAACUAGUACAUGUAUAUUUUUUCUAUAGUUUAGAUCGAAGAAAACUAAGUCUCGCAUUAGAUUUUGUUUUUGUUUUUAAAUGACCCGCCAGGAAAUUGCAUGGAGAUAUAGUUUUACCCUUUCCGUCAUUUCGUCAUAAUCAGCUUUCGUUCAAUUCUGCUAAGGAUGCACACAUUAAAUUGAAAUUUGAAUAUACAUGUGUAGGCCAAAUUCUUAUUUGGUUUUGGUUGAAUAUUUUAGUUGUGCCUCUAGGACUUACAAAAUUCAAUUGAUUCAGUUUCCGCUCAUUAUCUCGGUCACACAUGGACAUUUGAUUUGAAAUUCAAGGUGGAGAUACAUCAUGAGAAUAUAAGGUAAUAUACUGGGUAUUUCCGGUCAAAUGUUUGGCAAAGUUGCGCCCCUUGGACAGUUACAGCUUUCACUCAUUAUCACAGUCACACAUGGGCAUUUUAAUGUGAAAUUUGGGAUAUAGGUAUAUGAUGAGAAUGUGCAUAUCAAUGAAUUGAAAUUUGAGAGAUAGGUAUAUCAUGAAAAUGCGCAUUUUAAGUACUUGUAUCGGUUCGAUCGGAUAACUUUUGGCAGAGUUAUGGCCCUUAGGUGGUGGCGUUUGUUACACUCAGACACAUCUAGUUUACCAUCGUUUUCAUUGCUAUAUUUUAUGGAGAAUUGAAAUUUGCACAAAAUUUUAAUACACGUUAUCUGGUGGUUGACACUUUGGGUUUUUUUGGGGGGGAGGGGGGGGGGGCUAGGGGAACUAAAAGCUAUUUGAAAAAAAACCUUUGCCCUUUGGAUUGAAGAUAGUGUGUAUCGAUCAAAUCUGAUUCAAAACCGCCCAGAUAAACACGGAGUGCCAAGAUAACGGCCAUACAUCUUUGUAACCGCAUUCAAAUUUAUGAGAAAAAUCAUAAUUUUUUCAUGUAUUUGAUUUUUUACUUAGUUCUUAUCGUCAGAAACAACAUUAUUUCACUACUUCAUGAGAUGUGCUGCAUGAGUUCAUUACCCACAGAUUGAUGCUGUUUAAUAAGGCAUGUCUUGUUGAUAGGUAAUUAAGAAUUUCGAUGUUCCUAACAGUAUGAUUGAUGUUUGAACACUUUUCAUUUAGUUGUAGAAAAGCGUAAAUGUUUUCCACAAUUGAUUUUAGUGAGUUUAUCGUAUAUUUUCUCGUACAUGCGCGGGAAAAGAAACAUCUAGCGAACGUGUAAGUUUAUCCUUACCAGGAUGGCAUUCUAGAUUUUACGUAACAAGUGUUGUACAAGUUAGUCUUGAUGUUUAAUGUUGUAUUGAUUGUUAAAAAUAUAUUUUGCUUUCAGUAUGGUAUUGAAUGUUGUUGCGUAUUGUAAACUAGUCAAGACUUGUUGAAAAAAAUGAUUAUGGGGCAUUAUGUUGUGUAGAAAUGCAAUGAUUGAUAAUGUGCGUUAAUUUUGUUCUAAUAUCCGUUACUGUGAUUCAAAGAUUUUUUUCUUCAGUUUAAUCUACUUAAUGUAUGUUUUUAACCGGCCAGUGAAUAUACAUAUAUUUGUAACCGUAUUGAGAAUGCAGUAUAUUUUGUAUCAUAAAAGGUUGUAGUUCAUUAAAGUGCAUUGCUUCUGAAUGA
Molecule: messenger RNA, 10589 nt
Organism: Ostrea edulis (European flat oyster)
Lineage: Eukaryota; Metazoa; Mollusca; Bivalvia; Ostreida; Ostreidae
Exons: 13
Coding region: 289-8934 (2881 amino acids)
Biological process (GO): male meiotic nuclear division; synaptonemal complex assembly; homologous chromosome pairing at meiosis
Cellular component (GO): nucleus
Source: RefSeq, a predicted model, not a curated record